Molecule: messenger RNA, 1364 nt
Organism: Megalops cyprinoides (Indo-Pacific tarpon)
Lineage: Eukaryota; Metazoa; Chordata; Actinopteri; Elopiformes; Megalopidae
Product: ras-related protein ORAB-1-like
Exons: 6
Coding region: 154-771 (205 amino acids)
Molecular function (GO): GTPase activity; GTP binding
Source: RefSeq, a predicted model, not a curated record
UUAGGUUUGAUACGACCAGGGUUUGGGUUUUGGGGGAGUAUCUGUCCGGUUAGCCACUUUUUUAUUUGAACAAAACGGUAGCUAGCCAACCAUUUCAAGUUCCUCAAAGCGAAGAGGAGCGUCGUCUUACAAGAAGAGGGAGUUUGCUGUGACAUGUCAACAAUGAAUCCCGAAUAUGACUAUUUAUUCAAGCUGCUUCUGAUCGGUGACUCCGGUGUUGGAAAAUCAUGCCUUCUCCUCCGAUUUGCAGAUGACACGUACACAGAGAGCUACAUUAGCACUAUUGGAGUGGACUUCAAAAUACGAACUAUAGAAUUAGAUGGAAAGACGAUCAAACUUCAGAUUUGGGACACAGCAGGGCAGGAGAGGUUUCGCACAAUCACGUCCAGUUACUACAGAGGAGCACAUGGCAUUAUUGUAGUUUAUGAUGUUACAGACCAGGAGUCUUUCAAUAAUGUGAAACAGUGGCUACAGGAGAUUGACCGCUAUGCCAGUGAAAAUGUUAACAAGCUAUUGGUAGGGAACAAGUGUGACCUGACAACAAAGAAGGUUGUGGAUUACACAACGGCAAAGGAAUUUGCAGACUCCUUGGGCAUCCCGUUCUUGGAAACCAGUGCCAAGAAUGCCACCAAUGUAGAGCAGGCCUUCAUGACCAUGGCUGCCGAAAUCAAGAAGAGGAUGGGCCCCGGGGCCACCGCCGGCGGCUCGGAGAAGUCCAACGUCCCAAUCCACAGCACGCCGGUGAAGCCUUCCUCAGGAGGCUGCUGCUGAGGCCUUCGACACCACCCCACUCCACCACCACUCCCCACCCCCCGCCCCCCAGAAUCUAUAAUGUAACAUGCCCUCAGAAAGAGCGAGAGCCUGAAGGAAAGCCAGACAGAGAGAAAAUAGUCAAAGUUGCCUGAGUUGUACUGUAUGUAGCCGCACUACCAAAAACGACCCAAAAAAAUAAAAGGAAAGUGAAAUAAGGUCAGUAAUCAGAUAUUGGUCAGCCUCCCCCUCCCUCCGUUAUCCCCCCCCCCAGGGCUGCUUUUCCUCUCCCCUCAAGAGACGGCCACUCUCCUUUUCUCAACUUUUUUUAACCCCUCCUCCCCCCAACGUGUGUGUAAAUCUCACUGCAUUCCUACUGCAGGGCUGGUGUGGUCAAGUUCAAUAACAUUGUCUGUCUUUUUUUCCCCCCGUUUUUUGUUGAUUACUUUUGCUGUGUAUAUCAGCAUGUUUAGAAGUUCAUUUCUGUCCUCUGAAUAUGAAGUUUCGCCAAUGCGUGUCAACCAACAGCACAACAGUGUUUCACUGUCCAGCGUCCAGUCUGGUGAAAUAUAUAAAAUAUAUGUACAUAUAUGUGUAUGUAUAUAUAUGUACAU